AUGUUGUCGAUCUGUCGUUCGGCCGUUUUCCGUGGGUCCGGGCCUCGUAGAUUCUGUCGCAUCAGGUAUGUUCCUUACGUCAAGCCUAUCUAAGUUUCUCUCUUUGUUUGCACUGGCUCACUUUUGUUUGAUAAUAAUCUCAGGGGGUUUCCCUUCUGUUGUUAUGGUUGGAGACCUCCUGGACCGGAGAUUUUGGCAUCUAAAAGUCAUGCGUAGAGGCCGAUUAACUGCCUACCUAUUCGGGACCGGCCUGCUGGGCAGUGUGAUGGUUAUCCUGCUGCUGCAUGUAGAUUUGGCCGACUCAUUGGCGUUGCGGUUCGUUGAAAGUUGAGCUGGGAUUAGGGCUGGAAUGAGGGCACUUUUGUCUUGGGGGGCUUCCCCUCGUGGCCCUUUGUAGAAUUACAUUUAUUUUCUCGUUAUGACUAGAAGGGAUAUAAAUAUCUAACUCAAUAUGUAAUGCCUCGCCAAAUUUUCCAUGAUAUGAUAGUCAGAUGUUGUUGUAGUAGUAAGAGGUUCGUAUCCUUUCCUAGGGUUUUUUUUCAACUUAUUCUUUGUUUUUUUAGGAAUUUGGCUGUUGAUCCGAAUCGCCGUUCAAGCUCAGUGUCUUUGGGUGAUCAACGCCGUCAAACGAUUAGUGGAAGUCUGAGAACAAUGGCACCAAAAUAUCAGGUUAUUGAGAAGGGAUCCCUCUACUCGCUGGACUAUAGAAUAUACUUCAGUAAGCAUUCUUUUCUUGAUUUAUUUCCUGUUUCAGAGGGGCCAGAAGGAUUGGUGUCCCCAUGGCAUGAUAUCCCACUCUUUGCCAAUCAGAGUGAUUUUAUUUGCAACAUGAUUGUUGAGAUUCCUCGAUGGACCAACGCCAAGAUGGAGGUAAAGGUUUUUCUGGUUUUCAAUAUAUUGGUUUAGAUUGCCACUAAAGAUCCAUUGAAUCCCAUCAAGCAAGAUGUGAAGAAGGGAGUCCCCCGAUUUGUUCAUAAUAUCUUCCCUCACAAAGGGUACAUCUGGAACUAUGGAGCUCUCCCACAAACCUGGGAAGACCCUAAUCAUAUCGAUGAGAACACGGGAGCUGCUGGAGACAAUGAUCCUAUUGAUGUUCUUGAAAUCGGGGACACUGUUCGUGCCCGAGGAUCCGUCGUCCCUGUUAAAAUCCUUGGAGUUGUUGGACUUCUGGAUGAAGGAGAAACGGACUGGAAGUUGAUCACGAUUGCUGUGGAUGACCCAUUGGCGGAGAAGUUGAAUAACAUCCAGGAUGUGGAGAAGGUAAAGCCCGGACUCCUGGCUGCCACCCAUGAAUGGCUCAAGGUCUACAAGAUCCCCGCUGGGAAGCCCGAGAACACCUUCGCUUUCAAUGGAGAGUUCAAGGACCGCAACUUUGCUAUCAAUGUGAUUGAAGAGACCCACAAAUACUGGAAGCAAUUCGUUUCCGAUCCUAACCCAGAAAAACUUAAUAGGUGUGUUAUGCCCUUUACUAUUCCAUUGUAUUGCUUUUAGUGAGUGCCACGUCAAAAACGCCGCUCAUCCUGCUGAUGACGCCAAGUGGAAGGAGAUUGUGGAUAACAGCCCUCCAGUUCAGCAAGAGAAGCCCCUCCCCAACGACGUUGACAAGUGGCAUCACAUCUCCAAGAUCUAA
Messenger RNA from Bursaphelenchus xylophilus (pine wood nematode), 1630 nucleotides. The record is from the annotation of a GenBank genome assembly. Lineage: Eukaryota; Metazoa; Nematoda; Chromadorea; Rhabditida; Aphelenchoididae.